This is a messenger RNA of Prorocentrum cordatum, 1088 nucleotides long. NCBI's taxonomy places the organism in Eukaryota, Dinophyceae, Prorocentrales, Prorocentraceae. The record is from the annotation of a GenBank genome assembly.
CUCUCAGACCCCGCACGAUGGACAUGGAUGACGCGACAGUUACAGUUUGGGACGGCUCAGAGAAGUCUCUCGAGACCUACGCGCAAAAUGUGGAGCUCCUAGCGUUGGGAACCAACGAGGAGCAGCGGCACCUGAUAGGACCAAAAAUGAUGAGAGCGCUGCUGGCACAACCUGCGCAGAAAAAGCUGGCCAUGAGACUCAAUCGAUCCGAUGCGACCGACAAGCACGGCCAGCCUAUAUGUCCAGAGCCACCCGCUUGCUACAAGGGCGCGGAGAACCUGAUCGAGACAUUCAAAAGAUCGCUCGGCACCCAGGUGAUCGCAGAUGUCGGCGAAAGGACUGAGAAAUACUUCUACGGAGGACCCGGGAGGACGGAGGUGACCAAAAAACACGGCCAGACCAUGUCACAGUGGAUCGAGACGGAAGAAGAUCUGUACCAUGAGCUGUUUAAGGCCUGCAAGACGAUCGCGCCCGAUCUCCGAGACACUCUGCCUGAUCAGGACGCCGCCGACGAGGUGUUCGAGCCGUACAGCGUGGGCGCCAUCGAGGACGAGGUGACGGCCGAGGAGGCGCAGGACGAAGAGGACGCACUGGCGCUGGAGGAGUGCGUGGCCAUGUCCGGGAGCCAGGCGGCGGCGAGCAGGACGUGGGCGGAGGCUGGCAAGAUCCGGCGCGCCAGGGACCCAGCGGACCUCGAGUGCCCCCCCGUGUGCCCCGAGAAGGUGCAGGACGCGCGAGGUCCCCACGGGACAGUGGGCUGCCCGUACCAGCACAAGACGGAUCAGCAGAGGAACUCGACGGGUGUCGAGAUCGAGGAGGCGGACGAGUCCACGCAGCUGGCAGGCUGCGCGUCCCAGUGGGGCGGCCCCGACGGCCAGGAGCAGAUCUGCCAGGCCCUCGGCUCAGACGAGAUACAGUACGACGAGCAGGUCAGGGUCAACUUCGCCUACCCGAACAACACGAAGGGCAAGAGCCUGGGAGCUGCAGGGGCGGACGUCACGCACGACGGCUACCUGGUGUACAGCGACGGUCACCGUGAGAGGCUGAUGGCUGACGGCUACCCCGAGAUCGUUCGCUUCGCUGAAUAG